Messenger RNA from Acomys russatus (golden spiny mouse), 2821 nucleotides. RefSeq names its product UFM1 specific ligase 1 (gene Ufl1). Gene Ontology annotation, cellular component: endoplasmic reticulum membrane. Lineage: Eukaryota; Metazoa; Chordata; Mammalia; Rodentia; Muridae. Bases 90 to 2480 code for a protein of 796 amino acids. Gene Ontology annotation, biological process: protein K69-linked ufmylation; response to endoplasmic reticulum stress; regulation of proteasomal ubiquitin-dependent protein catabolic process. The transcript has 19 exons. The record is from RefSeq and is a predicted model, not a curated record. Gene Ontology annotation, molecular function: UFM1 ligase activity.
CCCUCUGCGCGGCCCGUCUCUCGGCGCCUGAGGCCGGCGGAGGGCUGACGUGUCUGCGGUUUCCCGGUGUCGGUGUGAGCGAGGCAGUGAUGGCGGACGCCUGGGAGGAGAUACGGCGGCUGGCUGCUGACUUCCAGCGGGCGCAGUUUGCAGAGGCCGCGCAGAGGUUGUCAGAGCGGAACUGCAUUGAGAUUGUGAAUAAAUUAAUAUCUCAGAAACAGCUAGAGGUAGUUCAUACACUUGAUGGAAAAGAAUAUAUCACUCCAGCCCAAAUCAGUAAAGAAAUGAGAGAUGAGCUGCAUGUCCGAGGUGGCCGAGUAAACAUUGUUGACUUACAACAGGUUAUCAAUGUGGAUCUGACUCAUAUUGAAAAUAGAGUCAGUGACAUUAUUAAAUCAGAGAAAAAUGUCCAGAUGGUGUUGGGACAACUGAUAGAUGAGAACUAUCUGGAUCGGUUAUCAGAAGAGGUGAAUGAUAAAUUGCAAGAAAGUGGUCAAGUAACCAUCUCAGAACUGUGUAAAACCUAUGACCUUCCUGGGGACUUCCUGACACAGGCAUUAACUCAGCGACUCGGUCGAAUUAUCAAUGGCCAUAUUGACCUUGAUAACAGAGGAGUGAUUUUCACUGAGGCAUUUGUAGCUCGCCAUAAAGCACGAAUCCGUGGACUCUUCAGUGCUAUUACUCGGCCUACAGCAGUGAAUUCUUUGAUAUCAAAAUAUGGAUUUCAGGAGCAGCUCCUUUACUCUGUGCUUGAAGAACUCGUUAGCACUGGACGCUUACGAGGCACUGUGGUUGGCGGACGACAGGAUAAAGCCGUGUUUGUCCCUGACAUCUAUUCCAGGACACAGAGUACCUGGGUGGAUUCCUUUUUCAGGCAGAAUGGCUAUCUAGAAUUUGAUGCUUUAUCCAGACUUGGAAUCCCAGAUGCUCUGAACUAUAUAAAGAAAAGAUAUAAGAACACACAGCUCUUAUUUUUGAAGGCAGCCUGUGUUGGUCAAGCACUCGUGGACCAGGUGGAAGCAUCAGUAGAGGAAGCCAUCAGCUCGGGCACGUGGGUUGAUAUUUCUCCUCUGCUGCCCAGUUCUUUGUCAGUUGAAGAUGCUGCUAUGCUGCUUCAGCAGGUGAUGAGGGCAUUCAGCAAGCAAGCUUCGGCUCUAAUCUUUAGUGACACAGUUGUGGUCAGCGAAAAAUUUAUAAGUGACUGUACAGAACUGUUUAGCGAACGGAUGCACCAAAAAGCUGAAAAGGAAAUGAAAAAUAAUCCUGUGCAUUUAAUCACUGAAGAAGAUCUGAAACAAAUUUCUGUUUUAGAAAGUGUUAAUACAAAUAAAAAGGAUAAAAAAGAUGAACGCAGGAAGAAAGCAACAGAGGGUACUGGAAGUGUGAGAGGAGGAGGAGGAGGCAAUGCCAGAGAAUACAAAAUUAAAAAAGUUAAGAAGAAGGGAAGAAGAGAUGAUGACAGUGAUGAUGAGUCUCAGUCAUCUCAUGCUGGAAAGAAGAAGCCGGACAUCACAUUCAUGCUCCAGGAUGAAAUUGAAGAUUGCUUAAGGAAACAUGUGCAAGAUGCCCCUGAGGAAUUUAUUUUGGAACUUGCAGAAUACUUAAUAAAACCUCUUAAUAAAAUGUAUCUUGAGGUGGUACGUUCAGUGUUCAUGACUUCAACUUCUGCUACCGGAACUGGCAGAAAACGUACAAUCAAGGACUUACAAGAAGAGGUUUCAAACCUAUACAAUAAUAUCAGAUUAUUUGAAAAGGGGAUGAAGUAUUUUGCGGAUGACACACAGACCGCUCUUACGAAGCACUUGCUGAAGACAGUGUGUACUGAUAUUACUAACCUCAUGUUCAACUUCCUAGCCUCAGAUUUAAUGAUGGCGGUAGAGGAUCCUGCAGCCAUCACAAGUGAAAUAAGAAAAAAAAUUUUAAGUAAAUUGACAGAAGAAACCAAAGUAGCUCUUUCAAAACUCCACAACUCUCUGAAUGAAAAAAGUAUAGAAGACUUCCUUUCCUGCCUGGAUUCUGCAACAGAAGCUUGUGACAUCAUGGUGAAAAAGGGAGAUAAAAAAAGAGAAAGGCAAAUACUCUUCCAGCAUCGGCAGGCGCUGGCUGAACAGCUGAAGGUCACGGAAGACCCUGCUCUUAUUUUGCACCUCACGUCAGUCCUGUUAUUUCAGUUCUCAACCCAUAGCAUGCUCCAUGCACCUGGAAGAUGUGUCCCACAGAUCAUUGCUUUUCUUCAAAACAAAAUCCCAGAGGACCAACAUUCUCUAUUGGUAAAAUAUCAAGGUUUGGUUGUGAAGCAGUUACUCAGUCAGAAUAAGAAGAGUGGGCAGGGAGAGGAUCCGGCAAGGGAUGCCUUGGACAAGGAGCAACAUGACGUCACCAAUGCCGCUCGGAGAGAGCUGCAGGAACUGUCUUUAUCUAUUAAGGGCCUCGUUCUGAAGUCCAGGAAAUCAUCUGUGACAGAGGAGGAAUGCCCCUAGUUUACUUUUAUUACAUAGUGAGAAUUUUCCCAAGAUAGAUAAAUGAUCAGAAAAUCAGUCAGCAAGCACUCUCCCGUCAACCCUUCCCACACAAUUCAAAGAAAAUAGUGGUGUCGUAUUAGAUGCAGAUCUUAUGAGAAUUUCUACAAGUUGAGUUCUCGGUGAAGCAUUUUCUUUUCACAUAAUCCUAUGUAUAAUUUUUCAUGUAAUAAAAGUUUUCAAAGAGUUCUGACUCUAAAACAUUAUAUGCUUUAAUGUUCUUCUAGAUGAUAAAAUGAAAAAUAAAAUAGAAUAAUUUUCAUCUCUAGGAAAGAAUUUGUUUGCUAUUUAAUUUAUAUGGU